GAUAUCGAACGGAAUUCAGACCCGCCUCCCUCUCUCUUCUCUAUAAUUUCACACCCCCCCACCCACCCCCCUCUCCCCUCUGCGAUUCUCUCUUUCCCUCUCUCUCCGACAAUGGGAUCGACGAUUCCCGAAAACCUUACGCGAGACCAGUACGUGUUUCUGGCGAAGCUGUCCGAGCAAGCCGAGCGUUAUGAGGAAAUGGUCCAGUUCAUGCAGAAGCUGGUGCUCGGCUCGACACCGGCAUCGGAGCUCUCCGUUGAAGAGCGGAACCUGCUCUCCGUGGCCUACAAGAACGUCAUCGGCUCUCUCCGAGCCGCGUGGCGUAUCGUCUCCUCGAUAGAACAGAAAGAGGAGGGGCGGAAGAACGAGGAACACGUUACCCUAGUCAAAGACUAUAGAUCCAAGGUUGAGUCCGAGCUCUCCCAGGUCUGCGACAGCAUUCUCGGGCUCCUCGACUCCAAUCUCGUGCCCUCGGCCUCCGCCAGCGAGUCCAAGGUCUUCUAUUUGAAGAUGAAGGGGGAUUACCAUCGCUACUUGGCCGAGUUCAAGUCCGGGGAUGAGAGGAAAGCCGCUGCUGAGGAUACCAUGCUCUCGUACAAGGCUGCUCAGGAUGUUGCGGCCGCGGAUCUUGCUCCAACGCAUCCGAUCAGGUUGGGUCUAGCGCUCAAUUUCUCUGUUUUCUACUUCGAGAUUCUCAAUCAGUCAGAUAAAGCGUGUAACAUGGCUAAACAGGCAUUCGAGGAAGCCAUUGCUGAGCUAGACACUUUGGGAGAAGAAUCAUACAAGGACAGCACUCUCAUUAUGCAACUUUUAAGGGACAACCUAACACUUUGGACUUCUGAUGCACAGGACCAGUUAGACGAGCCAUAGAACAAGGAAUUGUAAGGUUGAUGGUUGAUGGUCCUAUUCUUCUUCUGGAGGAGGUGGUUGCUUGGAAUGUCAUUUGUGUGCUGAUUAAAAAAUGUGUAAUAUAUGGAAGACUCUGGGUAUCAACCCAUAUCAUGUGUCUUAAACAUUCAAAACCUAAACUUGUUCUUAAGAUUUUUGCAAUUGGUAUGGAAAGGGUAGAUUUCAAGAGUA
This is a messenger RNA of Juglans microcarpa x Juglans regia, 1080 nucleotides long. RefSeq names its product 14-3-3-like protein B. Bases 112 to 870 code for a protein of 252 amino acids. Lineage: Eukaryota; Viridiplantae; Streptophyta; Magnoliopsida; Fagales; Juglandaceae. The transcript has 4 exons. Gene Ontology annotation, cellular component: cytoplasm. Gene Ontology annotation, biological process: signal transduction. The record is from RefSeq and is a predicted model, not a curated record.